ACUAUCCAAAGAAACCAAAAAAAUGUUUUUAGUGUAGCAGCCGUCAAGGCCUACAUACACGCUCGGUGCCAACCGACAACAAUCGCACAGUGUUGUCGAGUCGAGUCAAGUCGAGAGUCGAGAGUCGAGUCAAGUCGAGAGUCGAGACGAGUCGAGUCGAGCCGAGUCGAAGGACUUCCCUCCAAUAGCUUGCUUCGGUCGCUUCCUUCCUUCCUUCCUUCCCUCGUUCCACCCACCAGAACCACGACGACAAACAAAACAGCCGGUGCCUGUCAGCACAACACACUAUGCUUGUGCCCGCCCAUCGUGCCGCCAAAGCGGUGGCCAUCGCCUCCGGCGCGGGGCGGCGGCUCCUGGGACAGAGGCAGCGCGCCGCGGUGGUCCCUCCGGGACGCAAGGGGCUCGGCGGAGGAGCCGCAAGGGCUGCCGCGGGCACGCGCACCGGCAAAAGCGCAAGCAGGAACCACGGCAACAGCAGCAGCAACAGCAGCAAGAACCAUCACAACAGCAACAGCAACAAAAACAACGACAACGACGACGAAUCCCACCUGAACUGGAAGGAUCGAAAGGAAGCCCCAAAGUGGAUGAGACGGAUCGCACCGUCCAAGGGAGGAAAGUGGCCGCCGACGCCCCAGGAAGCAGUCAUUCUUCUUUCCGGACUGRCGGUUUUUCUUUGGUCCUGGACGGCCUAGAACAGAACCAACCGACCGACCGUGCAUGCAAUGCAAUGCAAUGCAAAUGACGAAAAAUAGAUUGUUCUUCGCUUU
This is a messenger RNA of Pseudo-nitzschia multistriata, 767 nucleotides long. Lineage: Eukaryota; Bacillariophyta; Bacillariophyceae; Bacillariales; Bacillariaceae. The record is from the annotation of a GenBank genome assembly.